UAGGAGACAGCAAGCGGGCGAAACUUCAACACAGCAAUGAACACAAUGAGCUGGAUAAACGAACUAAUGGGAUGACAUUAAUAUUAGAUGGGACGUGCAGAGGGAUUUCCUCGGUGGAGUACAAUAGCAUAAGGUGGUCUCGAGGACUGCGCAUUAAAGUAGUUCAAACCGUAAGAGAGCGUGACCUGGUCGAUUGCUGUAUGUCUGUGAAACACCUGUUAAUCCCUAUAGAAUAGUGAGGCACACGAUUUUGCCAGUAUCAGCAGUUUAUUUCUGACAUUAUUGGUAGAUUGAACUGUGUUUAAUUUUUUAGAUUUAAUAUGAAAUGUAAUCAUGUAUACCUUGCAUUGUUUGUUGUUUGAUUAAUUUUAUGCGAUAGGUUACAUGCUUAUUGAGUUCAACUAAAAUGACAGGUGAUUUAUCAUUCUCGAAUGUGUUUUACUAUAAAUUAGCCUUUUACUGUUUACCUAAUAUAAGCCAGAUUGAUAGGCUUCUUGCAAGUUCGCGUGCUACAUAAGUGACAAACUAAUACCAGUUUUUUUAAUUUACAUACGAUGAACUACCUAUUCAUUAACAAUUAAUACGCCUAGUGUCUGUUGCAGCCUGCUGAAUUAACAAUUCAACAAAACAAGACCUUGCUGUUUUGCAAAUAUAAAUAGGCCUAUUCUGCGCUGCAUUUACGACUGAACCCUAAAAAUACCACUGCUGUUACAACACUGAAACAUAAUUAUUUGUUAGCUACUUUGACACGACCGACGUGAGCUGGACGUGGCAAGCCUCUGCGGCUCUACUUAGUCAGAUGGCCGCAGGUGCCCCAGACGGAGCUCGCGCUGCGGGCUAACCAGGUGGUUUGUCCCUUGGCACACAAAGCUCGCGCCAAUGCCGCUGCCGAAUUGGCUUAGCUUGGCACGGCUCGGUCUGUUAUCAGUGUGCGCAUGGACAUGGUUAUUGGCUGGUGCAUGCGGGCCGGGCCCUGGCAUUGGCCUCCGACCAAAGAUGCGGAAGCUGACCCCAAUGCCUUACAAGCACUUCGUCCCUAAUUUUUCGGAGAACAAUUUGGGUGCCAGUGGCAGAGCAGAAGGCAAAAUCACGCGCAACUCGGAACGGUUCAACGAACUAGUUUGCAACUACAACCCAGACAUCAUAUUCAAAGACGAGGAGAACACGAAGGCCGACAGAUUCAUGACAAAGCGGUGUAAGGACUGCCUGAACAGGCUGGCCAUUGCCGUGAUGAACCAGUGGCCCGGGGUUCGACUGCGGGUCACCGAGGCGUGGGACGAGGACGGCCACCACCCCCCAAACUCCCUGCACUACGAGGGCCGCGCGGUCGACAUCACCACCUCCGAUCGCGACGCCAACAAAUACGGCCUGCUGGCCCAGAUGGCGGUGGAGGCUGGGUUCGACUGGGUGCACUACGAGUCAAAAUCUCACGUGCACUGCUCCGUCAAAGCCGAUCACUCGGUUGCCGUGGAGAAGGGGGGCUGUUUCCCGGGCUGGGCGCGGGUGAGCACGGCGAGCGGGGAGUGGAGGAACAUGUCGUCCCUGCGGCCCGGAGAGGAGGUCCUGGCGCUGUCCGGUUCGGGUCAGCUGGUGCUCAGCCGGGUGCUGCUCUUCCUGCACCGGGCCCCCGGCCUGCGGGCCCGCUUCCUCACCAUGGAAACCGAGGGCGGCGGGCGGCUCUCGCUCACGCCCUCCCACCUGGUCUUCCUGGCUCCGAACCGCACGCUCCACCCUGCGCGGUACCAGGCCCGGUUCGCCAGCCGGGCGCGGCUGGGCCACUACGUGCUGCUGCGGGGCGAGGGCGGGGUGCGGCCGGGCCGGAUCGUCUCCCUGACCUGGACGGAAGGGAGGGGGGUGUACGCCCCGCUCACGGAGCACGGCACCCUCUUUGUGGACGGGGUUCUGGCCUCCAGCUACGCCGUGGUGGAGGACCAUUGGCUGGCGCACCAGGCCUUCUCCCCGCUCAGGUUGCUGAUGCCCCUCCCACAGCUGGGCCACGCCCCCUAUUCCACUGACCCCUCCGUGGGGGGCGACUGGCUGAAGCAGACCCCCGCUGGCUCAGGGUCACCCGGGGGUUGGACGGUUCCUCUCCGCUUGGACAGAGGUGGGACUGGCGGGGACCGUGUGGCAGACGAUGGGCAGGCGGUGCACUGGUACGCCAGCCUGCUCCACACCCUGGGGCGCCUCCUUCUGGACCCCGAGAGCUUUCACUCCUAAAGAACUGGCCCCCGUGACUCUCUGAAACUCAUGGCCAGAACUUCCCAGAGCUCUGAGACUCUGCCCCGCCCAGCGGUGAACAAUGUUCACUCUCUCCUUCAACCGUGCUAACCCCCUCAUUAAACACAGGAUACAGGAAGUUCAUACUUCAAGUUUUGUUCCUUUUCUUUGCUGAAUCUUUACUCUGCUCACAUGUGCAUCGUAUUUGCAUAGCCUUACAAAGAUACACAGUUUCCGCAUCUGAGCUUGAAGCAAAGUCUCCAACAGCGGCUGGAGAAUAAGCAUUAUCAGACUGAUGGUUAAACUGUACAGACACCAUGUAAAUCUAGACACACAAGCUCCAAUUUUGUGGCCAAAGGCUCUGGAAGGUAAUAAUGUUCACACCUGAUAUUAAUUGGUUUUCACGUUUCAAAAACAAGACUUCCCAUUUCUUACUGUAACUGACCAAAUAAUAUUGUGCAUUAUUAACAUAAAACAGCAGUGCCUUAUACAUAUAUUUAUUUUACACUAUAAACUAAAACAGUGGAAAGGUAUGACAUUUAAAUAUGCUUUUUUUAAAAUAAAAAAUGUUCUAGAGAUGAGGAAAAUGAAUUAUGGGCUAGUACCAACAAAUGCUUUAUUUUUUUACCUUUGGAAUCAUAAUAUAUAGAUAUUAAAUGUAUCAAUUUAUAUUAAUUAUUCUGUUUAAUGAUGACCUUACAUGUUAUGUGUCAUUCAUGUGUCAUAUCAGUGUCUUUAAGGUGUCAUUAAAACGAACAAUAAUAAUAAUAAUUGUUUUUGUAAAGAAAACUCCUGUUUUAAUUGGAUUGUUUUGUGCUGUUUGUGCUGUUGCGGGUACUGCAGUGUGUAUAUCAUUGCAAGGAUAUUAUUAAAAACAUAUUCUAAAGUUCAUAUAGCUCGAACAAGGUAUAA
Messenger RNA from Conger conger (European conger), 3129 nucleotides. RefSeq names its product desert hedgehog signaling molecule (gene dhh). NCBI's taxonomy places the organism in Eukaryota, Metazoa, Chordata, Actinopteri, Anguilliformes, Congridae. The record is from RefSeq and is a predicted model, not a curated record. Bases 880 to 2217 code for a protein of 445 amino acids. The transcript is spliced from 3 exons. Gene Ontology annotation, biological process: cell fate specification; regulation of gene expression; multicellular organism development. Gene Ontology annotation, molecular function: patched binding; calcium ion binding.